ACAGAAAGUUUGGAGGCCAAGCAAGCAGUGGGAUACCAACGGAUAGGAAGUGACGGGACUGCAUGAAUUGCAGAAGUAGGAAAAAGCGGUGACGGGAAUAUCAACACAAAGCCGAAAGAGAAGCAACGUGUGCGAUCAUCGGCUGUAGUACGGAGAGCAAACUGAAAUGCGCAUGAUCUUAUCAACAACGCUGGAGCGAGACACUUUCAAUGGAAGUGACCUGGGAUCCCAGAAGUGAGAAGCAGAGAUUUUAGUUAAGAACCUAUCCAUUUUCAUGAGCGUACUUGUGAUACUGGAAACAACUUGCACACAGUGGACCAUAUGGAAGUGCGACAUGCGAUCUAUAGUUUGAAAAUGAAAGAAACGACUUUAAAUAAAAAUCAAAGAAAAUAGUUAGGGGAUAUGAACGCAGAUCUUUGGAUUUCGCCGCGGUUUUUUCAUCUGUCGUGUUCAGUUUUGCGCAUUUUGGGUAUGUUUGCGAGUUGCGUCUCUGUGGCUUCAGUUCGGAUACUGACCCGGAUCUGCGCCCUGGUGCUGCUGGUGGCGGUGGGACUGUGCUCCGAGCUGAGGGUCCGGGUCCGGCUCGCUGACGGGCUGGUGACCGAGGAGGUUUUGGAGGCGGACAUUGAGAGAGAUUUGAUAUCAGUCGAAUUCAAGCAGGGAGACGGGGCACUCAUCACUUUUGUGGCGGACUUCAAACAGGAUGUGAAGAUAUUCAGAGCGCUGAUCCUGGGCGAGCUAGAAAGAGGACAGAACCAAUACCAGGCCGUGUGCUUCAUCUCUCGCCUUAGCCGCAAUGAGAUCAUCCCGAGCGAGUCAAUGGCCCGUCUCAGACAGAAAAAUCCUCAUGCCAUCAGAUUGGCGGAAGAGCGGAGAGGACUGGAGCAGCUGACGAUGAGCGCCGCGGUUAAUUUAAGUCAGGCCUCUCAACUCAGCUCCCACAUUCACAAUAUGUGCAGCGAGGCCCGGGAGGCCAUUUACACCAGGGAGUCCGAUGUCAAACACUGGCUGGAUAAAGGAGUGGAUGGCUCCAUAUUCGAGGUCCUGCCUCAAACAACAGAGGCGCCCAGCUUUCAGGCCUGUCACUCUACUAAAGACUUGUGGCAGCCCUGUCUCUGCACAUACAGCCUGCGUCUGGAGUGGUACCCAUGUUUGCUGAAGUACUGCCGCAGUCGGGACACCACAGGCAAAGGCUCCACCUACAAGUGUGGCAUCAAGAGCUGCAGCAAGGGCUACCAUUUCACAUACUAUGUUCCCCAAAAACAGAUGUGCCUAUGGGACGAGGAGACCUAGCAUUUGAUUCUGGAUCGUUAAGAAAAGAUAAAUACUUUUUUUUCCCUAGCCAAGUCAAUGCUUCCCCACCCAGGCUAUUCAAAGUAAAAGGUAACACUGGACCUCGGUUUAUGUGAUGUUUAGUGAAACUGUCUCAGAUGGGGAGUGGUGGGAUCCAGAUGUUCAAGCUGAAAUAUAAAUGAAUUCAGGUUCAAAAUGAGACCAAAACCAUUACAGUAAGCAGAAAUGCAACGUGUGUUUCUAAGAGAAACCACUCACUUUUGGCCUUUUCUGGAAAAAUGUACAUAUUUUUGUAAAACGAUAAUGUGACUUU
This is a messenger RNA of Notothenia coriiceps (black rockcod), 1606 nucleotides long. It is a transcript of the gene oafa, whose product is annotated as OAF homolog a (Drosophila). Bases 403 to 1293 code for a protein of 296 amino acids. The transcript is spliced from 4 exons. Lineage: Eukaryota; Metazoa; Chordata; Actinopteri; Perciformes; Nototheniidae. The record is from RefSeq and is a predicted model, not a curated record.